CGGAAUUUAAAACCCCCGGGUGUGUUGCUCGAGGGAACAAUAAGAAAGAGGCCCGAUGACAUCCAAGGACGUGGCCGAGAUGCAGCGACGCAUGCGGCAGCUCGAGGUCGAGAACGAGUCGCUCAAGCGCCUCCACAGCGUCGGCGCCCCGAUGUCCAAGCCCUCGGCCUACCCGCGCAGCGUGUCUACGGACCUCUACGGCGCUGGCUCGGUGCUGACGAGCCCCGCCCGGGCGCCGUACAUGCCGAAGCGCGGCAGCGGCACCGACCUCUUCCAGAGCGCGAUGACUGCGGCGCCUCUAAGUAACGGCCCGCUACCUGCGUCGUCGAGCCAGAGCGACCUCGUGGCCAUGGCAGCCGCGGCCUCGCACAAGUCGCGCCAGCUGCGCAGCCGGCCGGGCUCGGGCCAAAUGCCUUUUCCCGCCAACAGCAUCCCGCCCAGCCACAGCUGGACGACGCUCGACCAGCUGGACCAGCAGCGCCGAUUCACAGAAGAGCCAGCCAACACCAUUCGCAUGCCGCCGCCGUCGGCGACAUCGCAACCGCCCUCGUCGGCCGCGUCGUAUCCUGGCAACUUUGACGACGUCGAGGAAGACGACAGCAGCUCGAUUGGCCUCGACCUCGACGACCCGAAUGAGCACCUGGAUCGACAGCAGAUCAUCCAGUCGCACUCACAGGGCUUUGACAAUGACGACGAGGAGGACGACGACGACGACGCGAGCAACUCGAGCCUGGCCGUCGACGACGUCCCUGGCUUUGCCUUCCAGCCGCCCGUACGCGCCAACCUCGCUGCUUUGCGUCAAGACGAAGACCACUUUCGCACGCACAGCGAACACGACACCAAGCCCCGGGGCUUGUUCCCUGCCCCUGUCGUCGUCGCACCGGGCGGCGGCCAAUUUAACAGCGCACCGACGCCGGCCACGUCGUCGCGGCAGUUCAAGAACCACAAGAACCACAACCACCACCACCAUCACAACCAUGGAUCGAACGCGGUGACGUCCCCGCGCGGUCCGUCCGACGACGACUCGCCGCCGCUGCCCGCCAAACACCGCCGUCACCACGCCGAGAAGCCGCCGAAAGCGUCCAUCGAAGGCGCGACCAAGUUUGCCUUCCCGACCAGCGGCACGCGCCAAGAAGGCGACAUCUCCAUCUGGGUCGGCACGUGGAACCUUGGUGCUGCGGAUCCGUUCGCGGACUCGAACGGUCUCAUGGACGAAGCGCAGUCGUCGCGUAUGGUGCGUAAUUUUGUGCCGCACGGCUACGACUUGUACGUGCUCGGUGUCCAGGAAGGCGUGAGCGAAAACGUCUACCACGCGGUGCUGAGCUACCUCAACACGAACCCGUCGCGUGGACGCUACUGCCGCAAGGAGCUGCGCAACGACAAGUUUGCAUACCCGCUCAAGGCCAGUCCCGCCGACGCGGUCUUUGAUGCGGUCCGCGGUCGCGGCGACGGCGCGUUCAUGGGCACGAAAUUCACGGGCCUUGCGCUCUUUUACGCCGAGACGGUCGCCGCCGACGUCCAGCUGCUCCGCGCCGGCGUCCACAAGUUUAGCAUCGCGUCCGGGUCCAAGGGCGGCGUCGCGAUCGGCCUCAAGCUCAAGUACACGACGCUGGUCUUUGUCAACUGCCACCUCGAUGCGCGCAACGACACGUACCGGCGCGAACAGAUCCGGAUCCUCAACACGCAGCUCGGCAAGGUCAUGGGGCACCCGUACUUCGACUUGACCGAGCAGUUUCACCACGUCGUCUGGAUGGGAGACCUCAACUACCGCAUCGUCAACAUGGACGCGUCCGACGUGCUUCGCCUCUUGUCGGCCAACAAGAUUGAGGAGCUCCACGAGCGCGGUGACGGGCUCCUCAACGACCGCAAGCACGGUAUCUUUGAGGGUUUUAUCGAGCCGCGGAAAUUCCCCGACUUUUACCCGACAUACAAGAAGUUUCCGCUCCGCGGCAACGUCGACAUGAACAUGCCCGACUGGCCCGAACGCGUGUACCGCACGCUGUACAAGGAGCCGUUCUACAAGGGCGGCCAGGUCAAGAAGCGCGUGCCGGGGUGGUGCGACCGCAUCCUUGUCUACUCGACGCCGAUCCGCAACUCGUACUUGGCGGCGGAGAAGGUCGAGUCGCCGUUCGCACCGGGGAAGCUCAUCGACAACUACAAGAGCAUCAACGACGGCAUGGGCAUGGACAUCUCGGACCACUCGCCGGUCAGCUGCACGUUCCUCCUCAAGUUUGUGCGACCGCCCAUCGUCCAAUCCACGACGGGCCACACCAAGCGCGCGCUCGUCACGGCCAAAGACGUGUUUGGCGAGGCGUACGUCGACCUUCGCGCCAAUGUGCGGCAGCAAGGACCUUCGUACGGCCUCCACGCAGGCGGCCCCAUCACGACGGUCCUCACGAUCUUCAACAUGGUUGUCAUGUGGAACAACCAUUUGCACGUGCCCAAGAAGACGCGCAUCGUCGCGCCGCUUCUCGGCGAAGACGACAGCGGCAAGCAGACGGAAGCGAUCGGUGAGCGCACGGCGACAGUCACCAACAUGGCGAAUCUCUCGCUCAACGUCAAGCUCCAGCACGAGCGCGGCUUGCAGGAUCUGCACAUGCUGGUCUGGGUCCGCCACGAAAACGUAGUUGGUCACUGCGUCGUGUCGCUCCGGCGCGUCGCCAACCUCGGCACCGACGGCGAGCUCCCCGAAGCGCGCUACAAGGCGAAUCUGACCAACAACGCGAUGCCGGUCCUCCUCGAAGGCUUCCCCGUCAAGAUCGUCUUCGCCGUCCGCAGUAAUGUCUUUACAUCGCGGGGCUUAUAAGAGGCCAGGACGAGAUUACCGCUGCAAUAUAUGUAUUUUGAAC
Saprolegnia parasitica CBS 223.65 is the source of this 2849-nucleotide messenger RNA. RefSeq lists its product as hypothetical. Gene Ontology annotation, molecular function: phosphatase activity. The coding region runs from base 56 to 2806 and encodes 916 amino acids. The record is from RefSeq and is a predicted model, not a curated record. Gene Ontology annotation, biological process: phosphatidylinositol dephosphorylation. Lineage: Eukaryota; Oomycota; Saprolegniomycetes; Saprolegniales; Saprolegniaceae. The transcript is spliced from 3 exons.